AUGGAACAAGAUCAAGCACAGAAGCAUAUUUGCAGGUUGUGCAAGAAGAGUUUCUCAAGCGGAAAGGUAUUGGGGGGUCACAUGAGGGGUCAUUCGGCUCUGAAUCCUGUCAAAGAAGAGGUAAAACUGAGUAAAUGCAAAAUGGGUUUUGAGGUCAAUGAGCAUUCGGGUUAUGGCUUGAGAGAAAACCCAAGAAAAUCUUCGAAAUUCACAAGCUUGAACAGCACUGCACCUUCAAUUCAAGAAUGGGUUUGCGGAAUGUGUAGCAGAGAGUUUGAAUCACAGAGGGCUUUGUUUGGUCAUCUGAGGCAUUGCAACCAAAAGAAAAAGAGGAUGUACAAGGAGAAUCUUACAGUCUCCAAAGAGACGGAGACAAGUUCAAGAUGCAAUCUUUUUGUGGAGAGCUUAUCGGAGACGGAGACCGAGACUGUGAAUGUGGUGAGAAGAAGGAGAUCAAGUAGAGUGAGGUCCAAGAUCAGUUCGAAUUCUUCUUUAUCUAGCUUGAAUGGAUCGUCUUCUAUUACUGAAACUGUGGACGAUGUCGAAGAGGCGGCUAAGUGUUUGAUAAUGAUGUCCGUGGGUCUGCACAAUUGGGAUGAAUUCAAUUUUACUUGCGAGUUGAAAGGUAGAAAUUCUGAGUCUUUUGAAUCCUCCGAAAACAAGCAAAUUGCGAUGGAUGGUAAUGUCGUUUUUGAUGGUGUUACGCCUCCUGAAAUGAAGAAACAGAGAGUAGAGAAAUCAGAUCCCAAACUGUAUGGUGAAUCUGAGUUUAUGUUUUGUGAACCUGAGGUUGAGAAGGUGAUUCAUGAGGGAAUGAAAUGCAGCUCCAUUACAGUUGAAUCUAGUGACCAGUUGAUGGAGGAUGUUACUGGUUUGGAAUCCAUGAAAUUGGGGAAAAAUUCUUGCAGGAAGAUUCAAUGUCCUUCUCCAGAUUCUGAAAUCUUGGAUGAUUCAGGGAAAAGGGGUGAAUUUCAGUGCAAUUACUGCGAUAAGACGUUUCGUACUCACCAGGCACUUGGAGGUCACCAAACCCUCCAUCGAAAGCCAAAAAACACUGUUGCAUUGGAGGUAGAUAACUGCUCAGGGAACAGCCACAGUGACUGUAUGCCUGAAACUUAUGUGAACGCGAAGCUCGCUGAGCUUCAAGGCGCUGAGAAUUCAAUGGAGCAAGGGAUAGAUGGUGUGAUUGUGGUGAAUAAUGGGUCAAUGGAUAGUAAGGUUCACAAGUGCCCAAUAUGCGUCAAGGAAUUUGCAUCAGGCCAAGCUUUGGGAGGCCACAAGAGAGUUCAUUCUGCUAAGAAUUCUGGGACUAGCGAAGAACAUGUUUCUCAAAAGAAGCAAGACCUGUCUGAUAUGUCCAGUAUGUUGGAGUUGGACCUUAAUAUGUCGGCCACGCUUCAGGAGGAGGCUAGUGACAAUGUUGGCUUGGAAACAACCUCAAGGAUGAGCCAGUAA
Messenger RNA from Tripterygium wilfordii, 1455 nucleotides. RefSeq lists its product as uncharacterized. NCBI's taxonomy places the organism in Eukaryota, Viridiplantae, Streptophyta, Magnoliopsida, Celastrales, Celastraceae. The record is from RefSeq and is a predicted model, not a curated record. Bases 1 to 1455 code for a protein of 484 amino acids. The transcript has a single exon.